AUGGCCUCGCCUCGAUCCCUCCUCGUAGGCUUAGUCCUCAUCGCCGAUACGCUAGCUUCAACCUGCUGGCGCAACGCAACAUGUACCCAUCCGACAGAAGCCUCGUUCCCAGGUCCCUGGGAUGCGAACAUCUACGCCCCAGACUCUCGCACCGCUCGACCGAAGUCUGUGCUAUCCCUCUCAACAGGCAAUGUUAUCAGCGAAUUCCCAGGUACUUCGACCCUCAAGGGCAAUGGCUCGGCCUUGGUCUUCGACUUUGGCGUCCUUGUCGGAGGCAUCACGACCGUAAACUACACCCUCACCGGUGACGCCCCAGUAGUUCUCGGUCUCGCCUGGACAGAAGCAAAGAACUGGAUCGGCGAGUACUCCGACAACUCCAACGGCAACUACCGCGGGCCAAACCAAACGCUCAUCAGCGUCGACGGCGCCCUCUUCCACAACAUCACCACCCCAGGCGAAGGCUCCUACACCGUCCCCUUUCCUCAACUCCGCGGCGGCUUUCGCUACCUCACGCUCUACCUCAUGACGAACUCUACCUCAAACUCGACCACCACGCCGAGUCUGUCCAUAGACGACAUCUCCCUCGAGAUAGUCUUCCAACCGACCUGGUCCAACCUCCGCGCCUACCAGGGCUACUUCCACUCCUCCUCCGACCUCCUCAACAAGAUCUGGUACUCGGGCGCCUACACCCUGCAGACCAACGCCGCGCCCCCGGAAACAGGCCGCGUCCUCACCGAGGCGGUCUGGAACGGCUCCUGGUUCAACGACGCCUGGCUCGGCGUCGGCUCCUCCCUCCUCCUCGACGGCGCCAAGCGCGACCGCUGGAUCUGGCCCGGCGACAUGGGCGUCGCCGUCCCCUCCGCCUUCGUCUCCACCGGCGACCUCGAGAGCGCGAAGAACGCCAUCCAGACCAUGUUCAACUUCCAGCAGCCCUCCGGCAUCUUCCCCCGCGCGGGUCCGCCCUACCUCGACGCCACCAGCGACACGUAUCACAUGUGGACCAUGAUCGGGGCCUACAACUACGUCCUCUUCUCCGGUGACCUGGACUGGUUGAGCGGGAACUGGGCCACGUACCUGAAGGCGAUGGACUACAUCUACGCGAAGAUCAUCCCGGAGACGGGAAUUCUCAACGCGACGGCCACAGGCGACUGGGCUCGGUACAUCAACUCGAUGAACGGGAGCGCCCCGAACAUGCUCCUCUACCGCACCCUCACCACCGGUGCUUUCCUCGCAGACCUCGCGCCCUCAAAUUCAACCACCAAUCUGACUUCAACAUGGCUCUCCCGCGCAGAGACUCUCAAAACCGCAAUCAAAACCCACCUCUGGGACGCCGAAAAGGGCGCCUUCAUCGACGGCUACAAAAACCGCACCCUCUACCCGCAAGACGCAAACAGCUACGCCAUAGCCUUCGGCGUCGUCCCCCCCACCUCCCCCGAAGCCUCCUCCAUCUCCCGCGUCCUCACCGAGAACUGGACCCCGAUCGGCCCCGCCUCCCCCGAACUCCCCGGCAACGUCUCCCCCUUCAUCACCAGCGUCGAGCUCGAGGCGCACUUCGUCGCCGGCCGCCCCGACCGCGCCUUCCGCCUCAUCCGCGACAGCUGGGGCUGGUACCUCGCCCACCCCAACGGCACGCAGUCCACCGUCAUCGAGGGCUACCUCGUCGACGGCUCCUUCGGGUACCGCAGCGCCCGCGGCUACACGGACGACCCGAGCUACGUCUCCCACGCCCACGGCUGGAGCUCCGGGCCGACCAGCACGUUGACGGAGUACCUCGUCGGGCUCCGCGUCACGCGGCCCGCGGGCGCGGAGUGGAGCCUCAAGCCCGUCUUCGGGGAGCUCGACGCCGCGCAGGCCGGGUUCACGACCAAGCUGGGCAGGUUCAGCGCCAGGUGGGAGGUCGAGGGCGGCGUCGCGACGGUGGAGUGGGAUGUGCCGGAGGGGAGGAGGGGAUGGGUGGAGUUCGAGGGCGAGGGGAGAUGGGUUGGCGGCGGGAAGGGGAGGGAGGUAUGCCGAGUUGGAGGAGGGUCGACUAGCCGGCCAUGA
This is a messenger RNA of Colletotrichum karsti, 2043 nucleotides long. Its product is annotated as glycoside hydrolase family 78 protein. Gene Ontology annotation, biological process: carbohydrate metabolic process. Bases 1 to 2043 code for a protein of 680 amino acids. The transcript has a single exon. Lineage: Eukaryota; Fungi; Ascomycota; Sordariomycetes; Glomerellales; Glomerellaceae. The record is from RefSeq and is a predicted model, not a curated record.